Molecule: messenger RNA, 714 nt
Organism: Rotaria sp. Silwood2
Lineage: Eukaryota; Metazoa; Rotifera; Eurotatoria; Philodinida; Philodinidae
Source: the annotation of a GenBank genome assembly
AUGUGUUUCCCCUUACCUAAUCCUACACUUGAUCUAUUUUGUUCACAGAUUUUGCCUGAAAUUCCUCAUCAAAUCAAUUGGCUUGGUCUUGAAUCAACUUCUAUGGAACGAAUACUUCUUGCUACGAAUUAUCCUAAUUUAUAUAGACUUGGUUUGCAUGGUAUUGACGUAGAAGGAGCUAAAGCUCUCUUUACUGAUAAUCAACAUACAUUUAAAUAUUUUCAUAAUAAUCAAACUAUUUCUUGUGUUGAUUAUUUCGAAGAAUGUAAAUAUGUUACUGAAGUUGGUUUAUAUGAUGAACGUCCUUUUGAACAUGAAUUUUUUCUUCGAAUUGCUCAAUCAUUUCCAUCUAUGGAAAAAUUAACUGUAGUUAAUCGAAAAUCACAAAUCGAUAAACGAUGUAUAAAAUCAAUCAAUGAUAAUCAAGAUUUAUCAAUUAUUAAAUAUCCUCAUCUCACUAAAUUUUUUCUUGAAGAAGCUCAUGAUGAUUGUAUUGAACAAUCUCUAGUCGAUACGAAAAUGUGUUUACCGAAUAAUGUUUUUCUUUUUGCUGUUGAUCGAUCACUGGAAAGAGUGGCACGCAAUUUUGAAAGAGGAGCAACACGAAACAAUUGUGAAAAAGUGAGUUAUUUAUCUAUACAUGGCAUAUCUCUAGAUGAUGAACAUAUCAAACACUAUUUUCCUCAUGCGCAUAUAUGUUCUAAUUUAUUAUAA